Myotis davidii is the source of this 5420-nucleotide messenger RNA. It is a transcript of the gene IFT140, whose product is annotated as intraflagellar transport 140. Gene Ontology annotation, cellular component: axoneme; intraciliary transport particle A; ciliary basal body. NCBI's taxonomy places the organism in Eukaryota, Metazoa, Chordata, Mammalia, Chiroptera, Vespertilionidae. The record is from RefSeq and is a predicted model, not a curated record. Gene Ontology annotation, biological process: intraciliary retrograde transport. Gene Ontology annotation, molecular function: protein binding. The transcript is spliced from 30 exons. The coding region runs from base 462 to 4853 and encodes 1463 amino acids.
UCUCCCCCACAGUCUGUUGCCUUCCUCCACCUUCUGACAAACCUAAGCGGUUGAAAAGGUGUAACUACAGGAGCGAAUCCCAACAGGUUUGCAUCGCCAUCACCCCUAGAAGAAUUUCGCCAGCUCCCUUCUCUGCGCAGGAUGGCAUACCCUGGCCUCUUGGCCCCACUUUGCGAGCUAGCGUUGUUGAUUCCCGACCGUGGCUGGGAUGGGGGGAAACUGCCCGGUAAGACCGUGGAGCUCGCCGCCCGCGGAAACCUGCUUGGCAAUCUAACCCUCCGCACGAACGUUCCCGAUUAUCUUCGGUUCUUUCCGGCCUCUCGUGGCGCUUCGGGCGCCCUCGGCCUCCUAGUCACUCACUUCGGCUGUUUCCGCGUUCCGCGAGCAGCCGUAGUCCUAGCAACGCGCGGCGGCGCCGGGGCCGAGAGAGGUUUCAGCCCUGACUAGGUCUGAGUUUCAUCAUGGCCCUCUAUUUUGACCACCGGAUAGAAGCCCCAGACUCGGCUGGAUCUCCUUCCCACAUCAGCUGGCACCCUGUCCAUCCAUUCCUGGCAGUGGCCUCUGUCGGCACAGCCUCAAGAGGCAGCGUGGAUAUAUACUUGGAGCAAGGUGAGCGUGUGCCCGACACGCAUGUGGAGAGGUCCUGCCGGCUCACUUCCCUGUGCUGGCACCAGAGCCGGCUGAUCCUGGCUGUUGGAUGGGAGAGCGGAGAGGUGAUCAUGUUCAAUAAGCAGGAGAAGGAGCAGCAUGCGGUCCCCCCAACGCACUCCGCUGACAUCACUGUCCUCAACUGGAGCACCAACGGGAACUGCCUCCUGUCGGGGGACAGGCUUGGUGUCCUGCUCGUAUGGAGGUUGGAUCAAAGGGGCCGAGUACAAGGGACACCCCUGCUGAAACAUGAAUACGGAAGACACCUGACUCACUGCAUCUUCCGGCUCCCCCCACCUGGCGAGGACCUCGUUCAGUUGGCAAAGGCAGCUGUGAGCGGAGACGAGAAAGCCCUGGACAUGUUUAACUGGAGGAAAAGUGGCUUUGGAAGUUUCUUGAAAAUGGGAUCUCAAGAGGGACUGUCAUUCUUUGUCAGCUUGAUGGAUGGGACAGUGCACUACGUGGACGAGAAAGGCAGGACCACUCAGUUGGCGUCCACAGACAGCUCCAUCCAAACACUCUUCUACCUCGAGAAGAGGGAGGCGCUGGUGGUGGUCACGGAGAACCUGCUGCUGUCCCUGUACUCGGUGACACCUGAGGGCAAAGCAGAAGAAGUGAUGAAGGUAAAGCUGAGUGGGAAAACGGGUCACCAGGCAGACAUCGCUUUGAUUGAAGGCAGCCUUCUGGUGACCGCCAUCGGGGAGGCAGCCCUCAGAUUCUGGGAUUUAGAAGGAGGAGAGAAUUACGUGCUGAGUCCAGAGGAGAAGUUCGGCUUUGAAAAAGGAGAGAAUAUAAACUGUGUUUCUUACUGUAAAAGCAAAGGUCUUCUGGCAGCGGGCACUGAUAAAGGGCGAGUAGCCAUGUGGAAGAAAGUGCCAGGCCCCCAUAGCAUCCGGGGAGUGGAGGGCAAAGACAUGUGGACCCUUCAGACCCCUACUGAGCUCGAAGGGAACAUCACGCAGAUAAAGUGGGGCUCCAGGAAGAACCUCCUGGCGGUGAACAACACGAACGCCGUGGUGAUCCUCAGCGCGCAGGCCAUGUCCUCGCACUUCCACCAGCAGGCGGCCGCGGUGCAGCUUUGCCCCAGCUUACUCAACGUGUCCUUCCUCUCCACGGGGCUGACAUACAACCUGCGCACGGACAUGCACAUCAGCGGAGUGUUCAUCACCAAGGAUGCUGUCGCUGUCUGGAAUGGAAAGCAGGUGGUGGUCUUUGAGCCUUCUGGAGCCAUAUUGAGAAAUGCAGGGACCUUUCUGUGUGAGUCUCCAGUGUUAGCGAUGCACGAGGAAAACCUUUACACGGUGGAGCCAAAUCGAGUUCAAGUUCGAACCUGGCAGGGGACCGUGAAACAGCUCCUGCUCUUCUCUGAGACGGAGGGGAACCCAUGCUUCCUUGACAUCUGUGGAAAUUAUCUGGUCAUCGGGACAGACUUGGCCCACUUUAAAAGCUUCGAUCUUUCCCGAAGGGAGGCGAAGGUGCACUGCAGCUGCAAGAACCUGGCCGAGUUGGUCCCUGGUGUGGGCGGCAUUGUGUCGCUCAGAUGUAAUGCCAACGGCAACAAGAUCAGCAUCCACCCCAGCAAGGCUGACAGCAGCCCCGAUUCCAGAAUCUGUUUCUAUGACGUGGAAAUGGACACGGUGACCGUCUUUGACUUCAAGAUGGGACAGAUCGAUCAGAGAGAGGCAUUGUCCUUUCAUGGGCAGGAAACUACGAAGAGCUAUGCCUUCGGGGAUGGGACGCUGGCGCACCUUGUUCCCGUGAGCCACUUCUGGGAUCAGAGCGAGCCCAGGCUGUUCGUGUGCGAGGCCGUGCGGGAGGCAACGGGAGCCCAGCUGCAGCCCACGGACAGAAAGGCCCACGCCAAGGACAGCGCCGGCCCCACGGCGGACGCGUUGAUCCUGUCCUUCUUCAUCUCCGAAGAGCAUGGCUUCUUGCUCCAGGACAGCUUCUCACGGCCUCCCACCUACCAGUCUCUCCUGGGGAUGGAAGUGCCCCAUUAUUACUUCACAAAGAAGCCAGGAGAAGCAGACGGAGACAACUGGGUGGAUUCACAGCACAACCGCAUCCCCCAGAUGGUGGGCAGGAGGCCCCUGCGAGAUUUCGUGGGGCUGGAGGACUGCGACAAGGCCACCCGGAAUGCCAUGCUCAACUUCAGCUUCUUCAUCGCCGUCGGAGACAUGGACGAAGCUUUCAAAUCUAUCAAACUCAUCAAAAGUGAGGCUGUCUGGGAGAACAUGGCACGCAUGUGUGUGAAGACCCAGCGGCUGGACGUCGCCAAGGUGUGCUUGGGCAACAUGGGCCAUGCACGCGGAGCGCGAGCACUGCGGGAGGCGGAGCAGGAACCAGAGCUGGAGGCCCGCGUGGCUAUGCUGGCCAUACAGCUGGGCAUGCUGGAGGAGGCUGAGCAGCUGUACAAGAAAUGCCAGCGCUACGACCUUCUCAACAAGCUCUACCGGGCCUCCGGUCAGUGGCAAAAAGCCAUAGAAGUCGCCGAACACCAGGACCGCGUCCACCUGCGCACCACCUACUACAACUACGCCAAGCACCUGGAGGCCAGCGCUGACUGCAGCCUGGCCCUCAGCUACUACGAGAAGUCAGACACCCACCGCUUUGAGGUGCCCAGGAUGCUCUCGGAGGACCUGCAGUCCCUGGAGCUCUACAUCAAUAAGAUGAAGGACAAGACCCUGUGGAGGUGGUGGGCCCAGUACCUGGAAAGCCAGGCAGAGAUGGACGCCGCGCUGCGCUACUAUGAGCUGACACAAGACUACUUCUCCCUGGUCCGCAUUCACUGCUUCCAGGGCAACAUUCAGAAGGCUGCCGAAAUCGCCAACGAGACAGGAAACUGGGCUGCAUCCUAUCACCUGGCCCGGCAGUACGAGAGCCAGGAGGAGGUGAGGCAGGCAGUGCACUUCUACACGCGUGCCCAGGCCUUCAACAACGCCAUCCGCCUGUGCAAGGAGAAUGGCCUGGAUGACCAGCUCAUGAACUUGGCCCUGCUGAGCUCCCCCAAGGACAUGAUUGAGGUGGCAUGCUACUACGAGGAGAAGGGCGAGCAGAUGGACAGAGCGGUCAUGCUCUACCACAAGGCCGGCCACUUCUCCAAGGCCCUGGAGCUGGCUUUUGCCACCCAGCAGUUUGGGGCCCUGCAGCUCAUCGCAGAGGACCUGGAUGAGAAGUCAGACCCUGCCCUCCUGGCCCGCUGCUCGGACUUCUUCCUUGAGCACAACCAGUAUGAGAAGGCAGUGGAACUGCUGCUGGCUGCCAAGAAGUACCAGGAAGCCCUGCAGCUUUGCCUGGAGCAGAACAUGACCAUCACCGAGGAGAUGGCCGAAAAGAUGACCGUGUCCAAGGACUGCACGGACCUGUCAGAAGAGUCGCGGCGCGAGCUGCUGGAGCAGAUUGCCAACUGCUGCAUGCGCCAGGGCAACUACCACCUGGCGACCAAGAAGUACACGCAGGCCGGGAACAAGCUCAAGGCCAUGAGGGCGCUGCUCAAGUCUGGGGACACGGAGAAAAUUGUGUUCUUCGCGGGUGUCUCGAGGCAAAAGGAAAACUACAUCAUGGCGGCCAACUACCUCCAGUCCCUGGACUGGCGGAAGGAGCCGGAGACCAUGAAGACCAUCAUCAGCUUCUACACCAAGGGCCGGGCCUUGGACCUGCUGGCGAGUUUUUAUGACGCCUGUGCCCAGGUGGAGAUCAAUGAAUACCAGAACUACGACAAGGCCCACGGGGCGCUCACCGAGGCCUACAAGUGCUUGUCCAAGGCCAAGACCAAGAGCCCCCUGGACCAGGAGACCAAGCUGGCGCAGCUCCAGAGCAAGAUGACGCUGGUGAAGCGCUUCAUUCAGGCCCGCAGGACAUACGGCGAGGACCCCAAGGAGUCAGUCAAGCAGUGCGAGCUGCUCCUGGAGGAGCCAGACCUGGACAGCACGGUUCGCAUCGGGGACGUCUAUGGCUUCCUGGUGGAGCACUACCUGCAGAUGGAGGAGUUCCAGAUGGCCUACAAGUACCUGGAGGAGAUGCGGAGGCGGCUCCCCCCCGCCAAGCUGUCCUACUACGUGAACCAGCGGACUGUGGACGCCGUGCACCAGGGCCUGGGCAUCCCUCUGGCGUGCGUCGUGCCGGAGCGGAUCCACCACAGCAGCAUGGAGGACCCCAAGGAGGUGGACGAGGAGGUGAUGGAGGAGGUGGAGACCGACCCCUGAGGGGCUGCUGCUGCAACAGCUCUUCUGGAACUUCCUAGUUACCAAUUGCAGCACGAGCCUGUCUUUUUGAAAAGACUUUAGUGUUUGAGCACAGCUGGGGGCCCAGGGCACAGGCGGCCUGCUUAGCAGGGAGUGUGCAAUUUUAAGCAUCCCUUCCACGUCUCUGGUCCUUCAGAACUUUGGUUUAGCCCCUUUACUGUUGAGGAAAUUGGUUCUUUUUUUCCCAUGGCAUUCUCCAAGCUCAGAUUUUGAAGCCUAAGAAACUUCUAGAACUUUGCAGACUGACAUUAAUAUGUUCACUGUGCCUCCUCCCAGCACCCAAGAAGGCUGCCUGACAUGCAUCCAACAGUUUCCAGCAAGAUACACAGUACCUGACCCCAGGGCCAUCCUGAGCAGACACCAGAGCGGCCAGUGGUGGGUUCUCUGUCAGGCAGCCUGGCAACAGCUCCCACUGUGAGGGAGCAGCUGGCACCAUGACAUCUUGAGGAGAGGGGGACCCCGGGCUCCACCCACCGGCCACUGAAGCUCUCCUAAUAAAGUUUAUUUUCUCAGAGGCGUGCGUCCCCU